UGCACAGUAAGCGAUACACUAGAUUUCUUUUGUGAGAACGAGGUGAACAUUUCCGACGGGCACCCUCCCAUUUCUUUCAUGUAUUGCAAAAAUCGCAUGGCAAGUCUGGGUACAAGACACAUUUACUGGCCCAUUCAUUUUGAGAUUUUGACGUUGACAAUGAAUGCUCCGCCAACUUUCGAGGCUUUUAUUCUCUACGAAGGUGAUAAGAACAAUGGCAGGCAACAAACCACCGCGCAUUCAACUCAUCAUUAACGCAGAUGACUUUGGGCAUUGUGAUGGGAGGAAUCACGGCAUAGUGGAGUGCUACCGCGCUGGGCUGAUCAGCAGUGCUACGCUGAUGAUCAAUGCCAGGGAGGCAACGGCAGCUAUCAGGCAAGCUGAGGAGUACUGCAUCCCACUUGGUCUUCAUCUGAACCUCACUGAAGGAUAUGUAACCAAGAGAGGGCGCUGUGGCAGUUUACUGGACAGCACCUCAGGAGUCCUCCGAGGGAAGUUUGGCUUUCGGGAGGCUCUUGCAUCCGGAACUAUAAAAGAGGAGGAGCUCAGGGAAGAGAUUGAGGCCCAGUUUCGUCGUUUUCAGGAAUUGACGGGCCACCCACCAACCCAUGUUGAUGGGCAUCAGCAUGUACAUGUCUUGCCAGGUGUUCGUGAGAUACUGGCAGACAUUGCCAAGCAGUUUGGGGUCCAUGCAGUCAGGAUACCCAUUCAGCAUGGCUUGGAGGAGUGUCACUGGCUGACCCCGGCAAGUCAAACAUUCUUCCGUGAUGUCAUCAAAGAGUCUACAGAGGCCAGGGAUUUGUUCACCAAGAAUGGCUUGAGAACCACCGAUGGAUUCUUCGGUCUUACCACCAUGGGUUCCAACAUGACCCUGCCUACCUUAAAAUCAGCUCUGGAGACAGCCCUCCACAGCGCCACCAAGAGUCCACACUCUGACCCAGCCUCACCUCUGACCCUUGAACUCAUGGUGCACCCGGGCUACCCCUGUCAGCCAGGCUGCGGGGUGGAUGGAGAGGACUUCUACUGCUUGGAGGACCGGGCACACGAAAUGCGGGUCCUCGGAGAGCCGGGAUGGAAGGAGGUGAUGACACAGGCAGGGGUGAAACUCUGCUCCUUUGAAAGCAUCAAGUAGGGACUGAUGCAAAGUCUAGAAUGAAAUAAAAAGAGAAAGUAAGGUGGCAUCCAAAUUACAUGUACAUGGCUAUGGCUUGUGAUUACACACACGCUUAUGUAAGCCGCUGAAGCAAUGAUCUCUAUGAAAAAUAUCUCGAUAGCUCAUUGGCCAUUCCUAGCUGUACAAAAAUGUGAAGCUACACACUGGUUCCCGAUCCCUCCAUUCAAAUGUGGGGAGGGAACCAGUCUCAAACCACUCCCAUUGCUCAAAUAAUUGAAAUAUAGUCGUCUAAAAGUAUUUAAAAAAAAAAAAAAAAAAACUCGAAAUUGAAAUUGUGUAGAAUAUGUAAAAUAUAUUUCGUCGCCAUUUUACAUGUUAUUCGUUUGAGUAACAAGCGCACAUGCCAAUUAAAUUAGACAUCUUUCUUUACAAGUCUAUUGUUCUUGGGAUAGUAAUAUGGCGGACGGUAUGGAGAUUAGUGCGCUAAACUUCUGAAGCCACAUCCCACCGACGUGUGGGCAUAAAUAUCCAAGAUGCUAUAAACGACCAUCCAUGAAAAUCUGCAAUUUUUGAUACAAAAAGGCAGGUAGCCAAAAGCCAGCAGCCAUUUUGAAAAACAAUCCAAGUGGAACUUUUUAAGGGCCUCCUCUCUUUAAUUAAAGCAUUUUUUUCGGAGGAAAAAAAUUCACAUAUAUUUAUCUCCAAACUACUCACCCAACUAAAAUGGAAUAAUGUUCAAAAAGUAAAAGGGCCUGAUGUUUGGACUCCAAACUUUUCUCAGUUCUUGGUUGAGAGCUGUUAGGUAUUUUGUUCAACCGACAAUUUUUAUAAAAGUAAAAUUACAAGUAUGUUAUUUUAAUUAUCUUGCAAAGAUAAUUGCUAUUGCUUAUUCUGAUGAAUAAGUAAAUUUGAAAAAUGUUAAAUAUUUUUAAAUAAAACUGUAAUUAUAAAUGUUAUCUCUUGAUGAAUGGUGCAAAGAAGGGAAUUCAAAAUAACAUUCUUUACUAAGUUUUUAACUGCUUAAAGGGAAGAUACAACAUUUGCAAACACCAAAAAACGAAAUGAUCAAAUUAUCACGAAAUACCUUCUUGGAUUGUUAGGGAAUGACAGUCUAAAGCAUCCUGUAAAAUCGUGGC
This is a messenger RNA of Patiria miniata (bat star), 2250 nucleotides long. RefSeq names its product carbohydrate deacetylase-like. Gene Ontology annotation, molecular function: deacetylase activity. Bases 164 to 1132 code for a protein of 322 amino acids. Lineage: Eukaryota; Metazoa; Echinodermata; Asteroidea; Valvatida; Asterinidae. The transcript has 6 exons. The record is from RefSeq and is a predicted model, not a curated record. Gene Ontology annotation, biological process: carbohydrate metabolic process.